CUCACUUCCCCUGCUGCCCAAGUUCGAACUGAUAUCGUCCUCUGUGCUGGAAUGCCGUCCUCGGCGUCUGAGUGACUGAGUGCCGCUAUGGCCGCCCGCUAUGGCCGCUACUGCGCUGCGAGGUUAGGGGGCCUGCGGGAGGAGCUGUCAACACUGAAGCACUGAACGACCCGACCGCGGUCCAAUUGUACCAAUAAUAACCACUCGCGUCUUUCUCCGCAGACCGGCGGCAGCGGCGGCGGCGGCGUCGAAAUCGCCGAGGAUCGCAAUUGUUUUGAGGUUAGGCGGGAUGGCGAUUUUUUCCAAGAUCUGAAGCGAGUCUCGCCCUCCGCCUCGUUUCCAAGAGAAGCGGCAUUCCUGGAAUGUGGAGAGGAAACACUCGCGUGGAUAGAGUUCCGAAUUUAAAAUCGCGCGCUGUUAACGGUCCUCCUUUCUCCGACCGCUCGGUGACACAUGCCCAGGUCCAAUCGGCUGCAUAUGACUGAUUGACUGACGGCCUCGAAAGCGCCGUUUCUGGACGGCUCUCUAUCUGCCGAUAAAAAUAGAGCCCGACUAAUCUCGAUUCAUCCGCUGCGGCAGCGGCUUUCUCUCGGCUUCGGCUCGGCUACACGGCGCGCGCAAUAACACGCGGAGGCUCGUAAAUAACGCGCCCGGUCUUCUCCUUCGGCGCGCGCGUUUAUGGCUCUGUGCAGUGCAGUGUAGGUGCUGCACCUCCUCCCACUCCUCCGAUGGCCUGUCCGAGGCGGUGUAAUAAUCGCGGCCGAGGCGGCCGAGGCCGGCAACAAUCUGUGCAACACGUGUGCGACUUGCUUCUUCUCUCGCGCGCUCUCCUCCAGGAAGACGUGUAGUAUCGCGUGUGUGAAGUGCGGAUCGUGUGUUUGUUUCAGUGCGCUGUGGCCGAUGCUGACCCCACACCUGACGCCCGCCUGUGCCUAGCCUGCUGCGGAGGACGUGUUGAGACUUGACUAUCGCGUAGACCAAGGCGGCGGAAGCGAUGCCGAGAGCGCGCCGGCUCCUUCUACUACGGCGCUUCCUCGGCGCCGCGCACCCGUGACCCGUGAGAGAGCGACCAAGAGCCAAGAGCAGCCGGCAGGAUGCACCCGCGCGGCUCGCACCGGCCCAGGCGAGCUGGCCAGCCGCAGGACAGGUACGAGCGGCUCAGUCCGCACCCGAGGCGACGGCUGACCAACCACGCGAGGCUCCAGCAGCAGUACCGAAACUUCCAGGGCCACUCGAGCAGCGACGAGUGCCUCGCGAGGAACAAGUCCAAGAGCACGAGCUCGAUCGACACGCAGUCGGUGAACAACAUCCUCGACGAGUUCGAGGAGCUCGAUUACCGGCGCUCCUCCGAUCUCAGCGACAUAGAGCUCGGCUGCCUCGAGCUCGCCAACUUCCAGCAGAUGAUGGACUACCAGAGGCGCCAGCACAGCUCGAGGAGCAGCUGCGCCGGGCCCCAGCGGCAGCUCGCGCCGACCAAGGUCAGCAGGCAGACGCAGGUCCGGCAGCGCUCGAGAGACCGGCAGGCCCCGCCGGCCGAGGGCUCCGAGGGCCUGGCCGGCCCCUUCCAGCCGCAGAACCCGGAGGUUCGCUCGAGCCUGAGCUCGGCCAAGUCGCCGCCGGAGCUCCUGCUGCGCAAGGGCGAGGUGCAGAAGAGGGUGGACGAGUGGCUCAGCCAGACGCGCAGCCAGAACUGCGCGGGCUUCGCCAAGGACGCCCGGCCCGGCCUCACCAGGUCCAACAGCAGCGCCGAGGCCAAGAGCUACCGCAGGCUCAGGCAGCAGGAGGCGAGGUCGCGGCGCUCCCAGCUCAACGGCUCCUCCAGCUACGACGACCUCACCGCCUGCGAGGGCCUCCAAGCCAAGCCGAGCGUCGGCGCCAACACCAGCAGGGGAACGUACAAGCAGUACCUCGCCCUCAAGGGCAAGGCUCGCCUCCAGAAGCAGCAGUCGAACGCCGUGCUCCGCUCGAGGGAAGCCAGCCCGUCCCAGAGGCCGGAGCCCCUUCCGCCGGAGCAGGCGGCCAGGAGCAGCAAGAGCGCGCGCGCGAGGCACCAGAUGGAGAAUCGAAUAUCCAGCCUGAUCAAGGCCAGAAACGAGAUGGCCGGCGGCGAGGUCGCGCUCACGCGGCAGGCGUCCUUCAAGCGCGAGAGCACGCGCUCCAAGUCGAGCAGGCAGGCCGAGCCGGCCACGGAAUCCGGCUCAGAGCUCCGCCAGGAGCACUGCGGCCCGGUGAGCGCGCGGGUCCGGGCCUUCCAGGGCAGGGCCGAGCAGAGGGCGCCCAAGUCGAGGAGCCUGCAGGGCUCGAACGUGCUCAUCGAGACGAGGAGCAAGUCGCCCAUGUCGCCGAGCAGGAGCGACGGCUUCCACCCCAGCAAGGGCCACGACAGGGGGCAGUCGAGUUUCAAGCCGAACGCCGAGCCGGACUCGCCGGCGAGGCGCGUGGAGAAGAUCUACGAGACGACGCUGCAGCCGGAGGUCAUUCACGCCGACGAUUUGGAGUCGGUCUUCAGGCCUGGGCGAACCAACUUCGUCUACGGGGAGGCCUGCAGCAGGGAAGCGGGCAGGGACGAGGCGGUGCGGCCGCCCGAGUCCGGUCUCAACCACUGCUUGAAGCUCUUGCAGAGGUCGCCUAGCUUCAGGCUGAAGAGGAGGGAGGACAGCUGCGCGGCGAAGCCCCCCAGUCCCGAGCAGCCCAGGCAGGCGGGCUUCGAAACCUUCCACGAACGCUCGAAGGAGAGCGUCGAGAGCGCCGACAAGUCGGACGCGACCUCCUACGAAUCCAGAAGCACCCUCAAGCUGAACCUGAUCGAGAGCGAGAGGAUCCGUCGCAAGGAGCAUGAGAAUCCGCCCGCCAAGCCCGAUUCGACGCCGUCGUCGACCAGCAACGAGCCCGCGUACAGCGCGAUCCGCGAGAGAGCGCCGAGCGAAAACGGCGCAGUGGUGAACGAGGUGCUGGUGAAGAACCUCCAGUUCAAGCAGGACCUGCCGCCGGCGCCGCCUCCCCGAGCCUGUCCGCCCGAUGCCGCGGAAAGCCGGCGGGAGCCGUCUCCGAUCGUCAAGCCGCUCAACUACAACAGCGUCCUCAACGACGACUACGAGAAAGUCCACGCGAGGCAGCAUCAGCAGGGCCAGCUCGACGGCGGCAAGAUUUACGUGACCAAGGAGGAGAUGGAGCGGAAGAAGCUGAUGGACCUGCUCAGGAAGGGGCAGUUCGAGCUCGCGAAACUGGAGCUCGAGCGGAGCUACAGCCUGUCGAGUCCCGGGGGCGGCAGUCCCGCGUGCUGUCCGCCGUGCAGCCCGCCCCCGGCGCCGGCCGCCUACAUAUCCAGCGCGAGGGCCUCGUCGAGAAGACUCGGCCAGUCGAACAACGGGCCCGGCUCGCCGGAGAGGGACCCGCUGGCCAGGCUCCUCAGGCACCUCAAGAGCUUCUACCGGGAGCUCGGGACGCGGGAGCCGGCGCACCUGCCGCACUGGGCCUCGGCCCUGCCCGGGGGCACGCUCUGCCCGGCCCACUUCCAGCCCCACCUGCAGAUCGUCCACAAGAGCGAGCAGGAGCACCGGCUGGAGAACAUCCGGAUGGAGCAGAUUUUCGCCCCGGUCAGGCUGGGCGACGGCUCGAUCUCGGAGGCGCCGCGGCGAGUCUCGGUGGAGGGCGGCCCCGGCAGCGGGCGCACGAGCCUCUGCCUGCGGCUGCUCUACCAGUGGGCGACGCAGCCCGGCGAGUCCGGCGAGUCCGGCGAGUCCGGCGGCCCGGCCCUGGCGCUGAUCGUGCCGCUGCGCGAGCUCCGGGGCGGCGGCCUGCUGAGCUACCUCGCGCGCGAGCUCUUCCCGCGGGGCGGUCCCCUGGCCGAGGCGAUCCAGCAGGUCUGGCGGACGCUGCAGCUGCUCGAGGACCGGCUGCUCUUCCUGCUCGACGGCUACGACGAGUGCGCCCGCGCGAGCCUCGGCGAGGCGGCCGAGCUGCUCGAGGGCCGGCUCUUCCCGGAGGCGCGGCUGCUGCUGACCUGCGCGCCCGGCGACGCCGCGGCCCUCGGGCCGCUCGUCCAGCGCCGGCUGCACCUCGCCGGGCUCGAGUGGGCCCGCGUCGAGCGGCUCUGCGUCGCCUACUUCAUCCACAACGACCUGGCCGAGCGGGCCUGCGAGUUCCUCGAGGUGCUCAACGUCCAGCCGCUCGCGGUCCGCCAGCUGGCCCAGCACCCGCUCGGCUGGCUCAUGCUCUGCCUGCUCUACCAGGACCGCGGCCGGCUGCCCGAGGAGACGAGCGCCCUGGUCCAGGCGGCCGUCAGGAGCCUCGUCAAGCGGAGCCUGGAGCCGGCGGUGCCGCGCGACGAGGAGAUCCCGGCGCACUGCCGCAAGCGCCUCGAGGACUUUGGCCGGCUGGCGCUGGCGGGCCUGCGCGAGGGCCGCACCUGCUACCCGGAGGCCGAGCUGCGGACGCGCGGCGGCGGCCUCGAGGUCGCCCGCCUCGGCUUCCUCAGCAAAGGCCCGAGCCUCGGCCAGCGGCGCAAGUCCGAGCUCUACACGCCGAUCCACCUGGGCGUCGCCGAGUUCCUCGCGGCCUACUACCUCAGCAGCAUCGCCCAGUACGCCAACAUCCUGCGCCGCGAGCUCGAGGGCCUGCCCCCCGGGAUUCUCGGGCACCUGGCCGGGCUCCUCGGGCCCAGGAGCCACCUCGUGCUCAACCAGCUCUGCCCGCUGGAGCUGCCGGCGCGCGGCCUGUUCUCCCUGCUGAGGGCCGCCGGCCCCUCGGAGGGCAACGUCGCGGCCGUCUGCCGACUGCUCGGCGCCGGGCCGGGCUUCGGGCCGGCCCCGAGCGAGCGGCCGCCGGCCCCGCUGGUCCACACGACGCCGCUCGAGCUCGAGGGCUGGGCCCGGAUCCUCGAGAGCCCGGCCUGCGGCCUCGAGGCCCUCGAGGUCGUCUUCCAGCUCGAGCGCGGCUCCGAGCCGAGCCACCUCGACGAGUUCUUCGGGGCGCUCGCCGGCAACGAGAGCGUCCGGCUGGUCCGCAUCACCUCCCUGCUGGGCCACGAGUUCCCCGCGGACGAGGUGCUCCGGCUGGCCGGCCACGUCCGCAGCGUCCUCGGCAAGCGGAGGCUGCGCGAGUUCGAGCUCGUCGUCACCUGCCUCGAGGAGUCGGCGCACGACCGGCUGGAGUGCGUGGUGAGCGCGCUGUGCCGGGCCCUGGGCCAGGCCUCGAGUCAGCUGUCGCGGCUGGUGCUCGACAUGAACCUGUCGGGCGAGCAGCUCUCCAGGGUCUGCGACUCGCUGCGGCACUGCAAGCAGGUGCAGGCCUUGCACUUGCCGCACCUCGGCUGCGGCUGCGAGGGUCUCGCCUCCGUGGCCGAGCUGCUCAAGGAGAGGCCGCUGCUGGCCCUCAACCUCGCCGGCAGCUGGGCCGCCAAGAGCGAGGACCCCUCGAGCUCCGGCAUCAGCAUGGGAUCCGGCUCGGGUUCCGGAAGCAGCGGCUGCGCCUCGAGCACGCUGGGCAGUCUGCCGGCGAGCGGUCGCUGCUACUCGUCGCUGCCCCGGGGCGCCCUGGCGGCCUACGGCGGCUCCAACCGUCCGGCGACUCUGCCGAGGCUGCCCCUGGGCCUGGGCCUACCCGGGACCGCGGCAGGAGGCGGCGGCGGCGGCGGCGGCAGCAGCAGCAGCGGCAACAACGGCAGCCUGCCCAGCGAACGCGACAGCAGCAACGGCAGCAGCAAGCGGAACAGCGACAGCCUGCUGUGCCAUCGAGUGCCCACGCUCCAUCCGCAGCCCGCCUGCGACCUGGUCAGUCACCAGGGCACUGGCUUCCACGAGAUAUUCAAUGCCAUCAGAGAGCCGAACUGCAAGCUGCGCUCGUUAAACGUCUCCAAAUGCCUGUUGGGAGGACUGGACGCCUGCUGCCUGGCCGAGACGAUUCGUCGCGCCCGCAACCUCGACGCCGUGCGGGCUGCCGGCGCGUCGCGACCUGCCGACGUCAUGCCAUUAGUACUGGCACUAGCCGAGGCGCCGUGUCUGCAACUGCUCGACCUAGCUAGUCCGAGACUUGCGCUAGACGAUCACCCCUGUCGGCUCCUUUGUCACGCCCUCGCCCGCAACUCGACCCUCCGACUGCUGAGCCUCGAGGGCUGGACUUUCAGGAUCGAGGAAUCGGAGACGCUGUCGGUGUUCUCGGAGCUGCUGCGCUGCACCAGCGUCCGAGAGCUGAGCUUGUGCAACGCCAGGCUGCACCUGGCGGUCCACGAGGGCCCGCUGUCCCGGUUGGGCCGUCGGGACGACGCCGGCGCCGAGCUGCUCCGCGCCGCGGCGCCACCCGCCUGCCCCGACGUGCUCUUCCUCCGACUCGCCGGAUUCCAAGUGACGGUGAACGACCGAGUGGCUCUGCGGGGGCCGCUGCUCCUGCCCUUCCUGGCGGGCUUCACGGGCCUGAGCGAGCUGGACCUGUCCCUGGACAAGUCGACGGUCGGCGGCGGCAGCGGCAGCGGCAGCUCCCUCCUCUCCAUCGACGACCGCACCCUGAUCCAGUUCUUCGGCUGCCUCGGCUCGAGCUUCCGAGGCCUGCAGUCGCUGCGCAUCAACUUCUGGCGGGUCAGCCUCGACGAGAGCGAGAAGACGCUGCGCCAGGUCGGCAAGCAGCUGCGCAACUGCCUCUCGCUGAGCUUCCUCAAGGCGUCCGGCCUCGUAGUCACGGACAGCUCGAAGAAGACUCGGCAGGAGCACGGCCUCAUCCAGGCCUUCCUCGGCAACCUCCACUCCCUGGCCUGGCUCUGCCUCGACGGCGUCGAGCUCACGGAGAGCCAGGCGACGGCCGUCGGCAAGUGCCUGCGCGAGAGGUUCGCCGGGCCGAGUCUCGAGAUCAGCGCCAAGGACGUGCAGGUCAGGGCCUUGAAGGCUCUCGUCGCCAGCGUCGAGGAGGCCGGCAAGGCCGAGGUCCUCUACGCCGGCGGGGCUGCCUGCCGCCUCAAGAUCACCAAGCUGCACAAGAGCACCAAGGCCAGGAAGAAGUGAGCUGGCCCUCGAAUUCCCGCUUUCUCCAACUCUUUGCAACUUAUUUUCCGAUCCUAUUAUUCUGUAAAAAUUGAAGAAAAAAAACAACCUUGCGAUUACUUACGGCGAAGCCGCCUCGUUAUGUACAGAGCUUCAAAGAGUCGUCGGUUCGAUGCGUCAAAAGUCUGCCUCUACGAUGGCAGGCCGAGCUGGCGGAUCCGCGCGCCAAAAUUCCUUUCUACCUUCCCUGCCUCUAGAUUCUGUUCAACGCUUCUUUAUAAUCGGACGUGCGUAUCCUUAUUCUGCAUUAUACGUAUAUACGACGAAAGAGAGGCUGUAUCCAUGGUGAAACCUAUACACUGUUGUUAUACGAAUUCGAAGAUAUAUAUAUAUAUAUAUAUAGAUAUGGCACACACACACAGAUUAAUAUUAGUAUAUUAUUAACGAAGGGAAAACAAAAGAAUAAAAAAAAUUAUUCAUUUAUUUCGAGAACGCGAACAUUCAUCUACGACGGCGAAUAAUCGAAUAGGGGUCAAUGUACUAGCGAUGCAUCCCGUUGUUGGGCUAUUGAGAAAUUUUAUUAACGAGAGUUUGGCUCGUGCGAGCGCAAAAGCGAGAUAAGUAUUCGGAAACAGAGAAUGAAUCACAGCGCUGAGUGAAAUGAUAUUUUAACGAAAAACAGCGUACGUAGUCUCGCAAUACUCAUUAGCGUAUCGAAUGAUGAGCGAUUUCUUGUUACGAACAGACCAAGAUAUUUGCUGUUUCCGUCUAAAGGCUGGGACUAAUGUUUUAGUGAAUUACAACUAUUUGAAUAUACGAUGAAUCCCAUACUACAAUCGUGCUUCAAGUAUCCGAACCGAGCAUAUACCAUUAUAAAUUAGCUGAUGUAUACAAUUUUUGUAUUUAUUUUACACCAUGUAACGCUUUAUUAGUUAGUUCUCCUUUCAAUAUAUGACGUAAGCAAACAUGCCAGCUAUUAAUUGAAAUUCAACCUUUGCAAUUUAUAACGGUUUUCAAAAGACACGCGUCGCAUAUGAUACAAUUGAGUCUUUGUCUCUACGAAUAAGUUCGUCAUGGUCGAAUGGGGAAUCUUCCAUUUUUAUUGCGAAACAUAAGGUCAACGAGUAUACAUAAUAUACAUAUAUUGUUAAAGAACACGAGACCGUUCUUUCACGCACAGCGAUUUUUUCAUUUUUUUAUACAGCAUGAUAACGCGUAUACCUACGAUAUUAUUUUACACGAUAGUGUUAAUUGUGUACAUAAACGUGAGAGUAUUUGUAAAACGAUCGGUCGCGAGAAAACGAGAGAGAUGACACUCGAUUUUCUAUACCUUGUAAUAACCGUGCAAUUUGUCGACUAAGUUUUCAGCGUUUUCAGAUUUUUAACCGUCGCGUGUUUUCGAUGAAAAAUCAACAGACAUCGCAACGUCUUAGGCGAUGAUGGCGCUUUUAACACUGAAAAAUGUCGAGGAGACCAAAGCAGGCGAGGCGGAGUUUCAAGUGAGAAAUAUCAAAUUAUUCAAACCAAGAGAAUAUAGGUAAAAACCCUCCUGUAAAAUUAUAUGCAUCAGCUCAACCGAUUUUAUUAUGGAGUAUUUAUGUAUUUAUAUGUGUACACAUAUCCUUUGAAUAAAUGUACUACGUGUUUGAA
Molecule: messenger RNA, 8621 nt
Organism: Nasonia vitripennis (jewel wasp)
Lineage: Eukaryota; Metazoa; Arthropoda; Insecta; Hymenoptera; Pteromalidae
Exons: 11
Coding region: 1095-6992 (1965 amino acids)
Source: RefSeq, a predicted model, not a curated record